AUAGAUUUAUGGAUUGAUCCUGAGUGAAGAAGAUAAUGAAAUCCAAUGGAAAGCAUAACAGGGAGCGAAUUGGCCGGUUUCGCAGUGGGGGCUCUCCUCGUUUGCGCCUCCAUUUCUGCCCCUAGAAUCGACGCUUUCAUCUCUUCUUCUCAGCGCAGAUCCUUGGGCAUGUGCAAGAGAUGUGGUGACCUGAGGAUGAUAGCAUGUUCAAAAUGUAAAGGAGUUGGAUCAAUCAAAUCAGGUGGACUGUUCGGCGUUAACAUUCUUGCUGAGUUUUACGAAUCAUUUGGCAAAGACGAGUCGAAUGCGCCUUCCAUCCCAUGCACGAGGUGCAAUGCCAAAGGUCGCUUCCAAUGUCCAGAUUGCUGCUCUCAAAUGACAUGAACUUGAUCAUUGUUCUUGGGCAUUUAGAAAUGAAACUUUUGAUCAUUUCAUUCUGAUGCUCCCUCCCAUGUAAUGAAAAUGUACCAAUUAUAGCUUCUUCUAUCAGAGUUUAACUCAUCAUUUUCUCUUC
Benincasa hispida (wax gourd) is the source of this 514-nucleotide messenger RNA. RefSeq names its product chaperone. NCBI's taxonomy places the organism in Eukaryota, Viridiplantae, Streptophyta, Magnoliopsida, Cucurbitales, Cucurbitaceae. The record is from RefSeq and is a predicted model, not a curated record.